GUUUGUCCAUUUUUUUUUUUUUUUUUGUGUUUUGUGUUUAAACCCCGUCAGUAUUAACUCUUUGGCAAAAUGGCGGUGGAUGAUUCAAUGCGGAAGCUGGUUAUUCCUCCCCACUUUGCUCCUUAUCUUGAGAGGCACAAUAUUUACGAAGUCUUUUAUGAUCUUUCGCUCAGCCUGGCAAUGGACAGACCGCAGGAUCACGUCUUGUACCUCAGGAAUAAAAUAACCGUUCUGACAAAUAUAAAACAAGUCAUUAAAAUAAUAAUAAUUGCACCUGAUCAUGUUGAUAAAAGGGAACUUGCCAGGCAGAUUGGCCAUUCAUUGGAAAUAGAUGUUAUAAGUUUAUGUGAUAUAAUUAUGGAAGAUCCAAAAGCUGAACGAGAUCCUAAAAGGCUGGCACUUCGUUUCAAAGAAUUGUUAAUUAGGAAAAAAAUGACUAAUAAAGGAUGGGUACUAUAUGAUUUUCCCAGGGAUAAGUUCGAGGCUAGAGCCAUUCAAAAAAGUGGAAUGAACGCAACUCAUAUAUUUCAACUUGUCCCUUCACCCACUUUGUAUACGCCGAGAGAUCUUUGGAACGAAAAGGUCAUCGAUUGGGAUGAACGGGAAUUGAUGAAGAUGCUAAUUGAUUACAAGAAUCGAGUUGUCGGCUUAAGAAACAUUUAUACAAACCAGAUACGAGAAAUACCAAUCAGAGGCCGACGACUUCCAGAUGUCGCUAAGGCUUGUGUGAUGAUGACAAAGCAGGUGAAAAUCCGUAGCGCCGCACCUUGCCUGCCACGAGUUGUCCUCAUUGGUCCAAGAGGCUCUUAUAGGAGGACCAUUGCAAAAAUGCUUUCAGAAAGGUUCAACAUGGUCCAUGUUGAUAUGAAUGAGUUACUAGAACAGGGCAAGUUGAAGAAAAAUGAUGUAGGAAAGCAGAUUAAACAGUUGUAUGAAUCUAAUUGUAGAAUAUAUGGAAAACUCAUUAUUGCAGUGCUCGAGGAUCGACUUUUAGAUUAUGACUGUCUGAAUAAAGGCUGGGUUUUGACUGGUUUCCCGAGAGAUAGACUUGAUUUUGAAAUUCUCGAUUCAUUUGAUACACCUCCAAACAGAGUAAUAUUUUUGACUAAAGAUAGCUUCGCAUGCAUUGAAAGGCUUAAAAAGCGAAGAGUGCACCUCUACAAUGGCGAUGUGAAGACUGUGGAGGAAAUUGAGAAAAUGGGCGAUGAUUUGCUGGCAAGUCAUUUCAUCAUACAUCCAAGUGAUGAGGAAAAACGAUUAAUUUUUGAUAAUGAAAUAUACCAACGAGGGAUACAAGGAAUGUUAGACUAUUGCAAAAACAAUUGCUCGAUUGUUGACGGCGAAGGGACAGUAGAAGAAAUUUACGAUCGUGUCGAAAGAGUAAUUAUCUUCCCUGCACCUGUUGAGAAACCGCGUUGUAGGAGGGAUAAGGAAAAAGUGUUGAAGGAUCUACAAGGGGCCAAAGAAAGCAAGAAAACUAUGGAAGCACCUGUAAAAGAGGAGAAGGAUGUAGCCAAGUUUGUAUCCUGCGAGUCUGUCUAUCCAGCCGCUAUCAAUGAAACGUGGAAAAAGAGUUUUGAUGUCAUCCCAGACAACCAAGAUAUAGAUGAAUCGUCCAUUCAAGAAGAAGAGCCUACAUUCAGCAUGUACGAAGAAGAAGUGGUAGGCGAGGAGGAGGAAGAAGUCACAGAUGAAGAACUUUCUUUAACUUUCAGAAAAUCAAAUUAAAGUUACAUAAUAAAGUUUAGGGAUCGCAAAA
Molecule: messenger RNA, 1759 nt
Organism: Cimex lectularius (bed bug)
Lineage: Eukaryota; Metazoa; Arthropoda; Insecta; Hemiptera; Cimicidae
Product: adenylate kinase 8-like
Exons: 11
Coding region: 70-1728 (552 amino acids)
Biological process (GO): nucleoside triphosphate biosynthetic process
Cellular component (GO): cytoplasm
Molecular function (GO): nucleoside diphosphate kinase activity; AMP kinase activity; ATP binding
Source: RefSeq, a predicted model, not a curated record